Oncorhynchus masou masou (cherry salmon) is the source of this 678-nucleotide messenger RNA. RefSeq names its product basic salivary proline-rich protein 1-like. The record is from RefSeq and is a predicted model, not a curated record. Bases 1 to 678 code for a protein of 225 amino acids. NCBI's taxonomy places the organism in Eukaryota, Metazoa, Chordata, Actinopteri, Salmoniformes, Salmonidae. The transcript has a single exon.
AUGGAGGCACCCCCAGGCGCCCCCUGGCAUCAAGAAUGGUUUACCCCGUCCUGUGGAGCCCCAGGCACCCCCAGGCACCCCGCAGGCACCCCCAGGCACCCCGCAGGCACCCCCAGGCACCCCCAGGCAUCAGGAAUGGUUUACCCCGUCCUGUGGAGCCCCAGGCACCCCGCAGGCACCCCGCAGGCACCCCCAGGCACCCCCAGGCAUCAGGAAUGGUUUACCCCGUCCUGUGGAGCCCUAGGCACCCCCAGGCACCCCCAGGCACCCCCAGGCACCCCAGGCACCCCCAGGCAUCAGGAAUGGUUUACCCCGUCCUGUGGAGCCCCAGGCACCCCAGGCACCCCGCAGGCACCCCCAGGCACCCCGCAGGCACCCCCAGGCACCCCGCAGGCACCCCCAGGCACCCCCAGGCAUCAGGAAUGGUUUACCCCGUCCUGUGGACCCCCAGGCACCCCCAGGCACCCCCAGGCACCCCCAGGCAUCAGGAAUGGUUUACCCCGUCCUGUGGAGCCCCAGGCACCCCGCAGGCACCCCGCAGGCACCCCCAGGCACCCCCAGGCAUCAGGAAUGGUUUACCCCGUCCUGUGGAGCCCUAGGCACCCCCAGGCACCCCGCAGGCACCCCCAGGCACCCCCAGGCUUCAGGAAUGGUUUACCCCGUCCUGUGGAGCCCUAG